GCCAGCUGAGCAGCACCUACGACCACCUCAGCUGCCGAGAACAAGAGUCGCGAAUCCUGCUGCUGAAGGAGUGCUUGACCUCGCUCGACAAGAUGACCCUGAAGCACGAGGAGCCGUCGAGGGGCGAGAAGUCAGGGAAGGGAAAGGGGCAAGGGGAGUCCCUGUCGAAGGAGGCGCUGCUGGAGAUGUUUAAGAGAGCGAUCAAGGCCUUGGAUGAUGGAUAUUAGGAUUGCGAGAGUCGAAUUUGGCAAGACUGCAGACUGGUUUAGUGGAGCAUAUUACUUGUUUAUUUGGUGCUAAAACUGAGUGUUUUUUUUAAAAUCUUAAUGGUAAAAAUCAUAUCAGUUUUGCAUAUCGGUGAUGUAUAUCUCCGUAUUAUUUCAUUUGGUCUCAAUGGAACAAAAAGGUAUAUUGAGAUAUGAUUAUAAUCCACACUAUC
Molecule: messenger RNA, 439 nt
Organism: Penaeus monodon (black tiger shrimp)
Lineage: Eukaryota; Metazoa; Arthropoda; Malacostraca; Decapoda; Penaeidae
Source: RefSeq, a predicted model, not a curated record